This is a messenger RNA of Penaeus indicus, 1158 nucleotides long. RefSeq names its product beta-1,3-galactosyltransferase 5-like. The record is from RefSeq and is a predicted model, not a curated record. Gene Ontology annotation, cellular component: Golgi membrane. Lineage: Eukaryota; Metazoa; Arthropoda; Malacostraca; Decapoda; Penaeidae. The transcript has 5 exons. Gene Ontology annotation, molecular function: hexosyltransferase activity. The coding region runs from base 45 to 1064 and encodes 339 amino acids.
CUUCAGUUACAUUGUAGUGUUUACUGGCAUCAGUUGGAUCUGUUAUGGCGCGAUUGUUCUCCAGAUUUAACAUGACUAAUGCAGUCUACAUGGCACUCAGUCGGCUGCGAGACUCUUCCACAGCCGCCGCCGUGAUGGUGCUGAGCCUGAUGCUGGCCGUGACGUGGGUGGCGGUGGCGGCGCAUCUCCUCCACCAGUACCACUUCCCUCCGCCACUACUCAGACACCAAAGCUAUAACAAAGCUGUGCAAGACGUUCUCAACCGCCUGAGGAGCGAACACCUGCAAAACAAAAGCCACACUCGCUUCCCCUUCAGGUACACAAUUAACGAAAGGGAGCUCUGCCAUGACAAUGUGAUCAUUAUAAACAUGGUCCCAGUCCAUCCGCACCAGACUGAGGUUCGUCAUUUUAUAAGAAGUACCUGGGCCAAACCAACCUUAUUCCGCAUGUCGCGCAUGAAGACGGUUUUCCUGAUGGGGAGCACGGCCAUGGCCAACAUGACGCGCGAGGUGGCCCGCGAGAGCGACACCUUCCACGACAUCAUUCAGCUGGACUUCGAGCACCCGGCCGACGAAAUGUCCCACACGACACUCUCCAUGCUCCACUGGACGCUCGCCUACUGCCCUCGGGCCAAGUGGAUCCUAAGAACGAGGGCCAACGUGGUCGUUAACACUCUAGCGAUGAGUGACUUCCUCCUGGGCAGCAACGAGGACUUCGCGUGCUUGAUGGCCGAGGAAGGCGUCUCGUGUCGCACGGGGCACUGCGGCGGCGGCGGCGGGAACGGCGAUCCCUCUGACCAGCAGUCGCCACCGCCUCACUGCACGCCCCACGCCUACGCUCUCAGCACCGACAUCGCCCGUGAUUUAUAUCUCUUUGCAAAUAAGACGCACCAGCACCCGGACGAAAACGUGUUCUUCACAGGCACACUGCCCUUGCCGCUGCAGCCCACAUACCACCGCUUGAAGAGCAAGCAACUUCAAUUCGGCAAGACGGCCAUCUACAAGGAAGGCUGGAGCAAUCUCCCUCUGAUGACUGUGGGGAAGAUUCGCGGCCGAGCAGCGUAGUGCAUCCUCUGUAGAAUUCCUUUUGAAAAGAUGUUGAAAUUAUGUAAAAAACAGAGAUCUUAAAAUCAAUAUGGUUGUUGAUACUUUGAUAUUC